This is a messenger RNA of Nycticebus coucang (slow loris), 4874 nucleotides long. It is a transcript of the gene MSR1, whose product is annotated as macrophage scavenger receptor 1. Gene Ontology annotation, cellular component: membrane. Gene Ontology annotation, biological process: receptor-mediated endocytosis. Gene Ontology annotation, molecular function: scavenger receptor activity. The transcript is spliced from 10 exons. Lineage: Eukaryota; Metazoa; Chordata; Mammalia; Primates; Lorisidae. The record is from RefSeq and is a predicted model, not a curated record. The coding region runs from base 213 to 1514 and encodes 433 amino acids.
GAGUUAUACAACAAAUUUAGAUUUUGCUAACCUGUGCACUGAUGACUAUGCUAUGGAAACGCAUCGUUAAGAAAGAUUUUCAACACACACAUGUGUCAUUUCCUUUCUUCAUGUAAUAGACGCUGAAAUACUAUGAGAUAAAGGUUUUAGGUUUCAAUUGUAAAGAGAGGGAAGUGGAUAAAUCAGCGCUGUUUCUUUAGGAGCAGAGAAGAAUGGAACAGGGGGAACCCUUUCCUGAUCAACAGGAAGACAGCGAUAGCUGCUCGGAAUCUGUGAAAUUUGAUGCACGUUCAAUGACAGCCUUGCUUCCUCUGAAUCCUAAAAAUGGCCCUACCAUUCAGGAGAAAUUGAAGUUCUUCAAAGCUGCAUUGAUUGCCCUUUACCUCCUUGUGUUUGCAGUUCUCAUACCUAUUAUUGGAAUAGUGGCAGCUCAACUUCUGAAGUGGGAAACGAAGACCUGCAUGGUGGGUUCAGUGAAUGAAAAUGGCAUAUCUCACAGUCUCCCAGGAAGAGGAAAUAACAGUGAAGAAGUGAUAAGUUUUCAAGAUGCAGAAGCCAAUCCCAUAGAUUCAGAGCAGUUCCCAAAUUUUAGUGUGACAACUGAUCAAAGAUUGAGUGAUGUUCUUCUCCAGCUCGGAGGCUUGGUUUCGUCUGUCCGGGAACAUGGGAAUGCGCUGGAUGAUCUCUCCCAGUCCCUGACGGCCCUGAACAUCACACUGCUGGGUGUGCAGCUCAGGAUGGAAAAGCUGAAUGACAAAAUCCAAGAGAACAUGAUUAAACAACAAGAGGAAAUCGGCAAAUUAGAGGAGCGUGUGUACAAUGCAUCAGCAGAAAUUACAUCAAUGAAGGAAGAACAAGGGCAUUUGGAGAAGGAGAUAAAAGGGGAAGUGACCGUAUUGAAUAACAUCACGAAUGACCUCAGACUGAAAGAUUGGGAACAUUCACAGACAUUGAAAAAUAUCACUUUCAUUCAAGGUCCUCCUGGACCUCCAGGUGAAAAAGGAGAUAAAGGUCCUCCUGGAGAAACUGGUCCACAAGGCGUUCCAGGUGCAAGAGGUCCUCCAGGUCUCAAAGGUGAUCGAGGAGCAAUUGGUUUUCCUGGAAGUCGAGGGUACCCAGGAUCAACCGGCCGGCCAGGAAAUUCUGGACAAAAAGGCCAGAAGGGGGAAAAGGGGAGUGGAAGCACCUCAAUGUUAUCUAGGACGAUCCGACUGGUUGGUGGCCGUGGCCCUCAUGAGGGUAGAGUGGAGAUACUCCACAAUGGCCAGUGGGGUACCAUCUGUGAUGAUCGCUGGGAACUACGGGUGGGACAGGUCGUCUGUAGAAGUCUGGGCUACCAAGGCGUUCAAAGCGUGCACAAGGGAGCUCAUUUUGGACAAGGUACUGGUCCAAUAUGGCUGAAUGAAGUAUUUUGUUUUGGGAGAGAAUCAUCCAUCGAAGAAUGUAAAAUCAGGCAAUGGGGUGUGAGAGUCUGCUCACACGCUGAAGAUGCUGGAGUCACUUGCACUUCAUAACGCAUCGUAUUUUCAUUCACUCUUAAAAAAAUCACUGUUCAAAACAUUAUUAUUAUUAUUUUUGAGACAGAGUCUUAUUAUGUCACUCUUGGCAGAGUGCUGUGGCAUCACAGCUCACAGCAACCUCCAACUCUUGGGCUUAAGAGUUUCUCUUGCCUCAGCCUCCCGAGUAGCUGGGACUACAGGCGCCCACCACAACGCCUGGCUAUUUUUAGGUUGCAGUUGUCAUUGUUGUUUAGCUAGCCCGGGUUGGGUUCGAACCCACCAGCCUGGGUGUAUUAGCCAGCACCCUACCAACUGAUUUACGGGUGCCAGGCCCUCCCAAAAUAUUUUUAUUACUUUAUUUUCAAUAAAAUCAGUUUAAUGUGUAUUUAAAAGAUUAAGAAUAUUUUUCAAAGAAUAAGAAUUUUUUUAAAUUACUGGAUAAAUAUAUUGAACGUCGUCUUACUAUAUAUCUACAUUUAAACCAUUUCAACUUCCAUAGGUUGUAAAGUAUAAUUUUCUAAUGGAAUAUAUUGAAAUUCAAGAAGAAAGGAAUGAGUGAGGGAAAAAAGAAGGAAGGAAAGAAAUAAAGGGGAGCUCCAAGGAAUAGAAAAUGUAUUAAUAAUUUCUUCAUUAUAUGCCAAAAAUGGUGAAUUAGAAGGCAGGUUGGUUUGUGAUAUUUUUAAACAUCUUACACUGAAGAACUGGGAUAACAAAUUAAUUGAAAGAAAAGACCCUUGGGCCUAUAGUAAUAUUAGACAAUUAUUUCUAUCUUAAUAUUAAAAUCCCCCACUUCACUUCCUACUUAAAAACAGUCUCAUUCCACAUUGUCCGUACUUAGGAAGCCAAGAAAUCUCAGGGAAACAAAUUUAUCACAAAAAAUUCCCACCAGUUUCUGUGUAUUCAGACAAAAGUUUGGAGAUUUCUACCCCCAAACUUGACUUGUGUUCACAUAUGAACAACAUAACAGCCAUUCCUUAGGCUAAGAGCACCAUUUGUUAAAUUUUUCAUUUUAAACUAACAUGAUACAAUUAGUUAUUACCUUUUGGUCAUCCACAUUGAGUGAAAUCAUACCACAUUGAGAUAAAGCCCAAAUGCGCAAUAUUCUCUAUUUCUGGAUAAUGCAAUUCUACAGAAAAUAAAGUCUUAAACAGUUCACUGCUGUUUGCCAAAUGCCUCCUCCAUGAACAAGGAAAGCAGUGUCUUCUGAGAGAGGCUGGCUGGCAUUUGCGAUGUGGUCAGCGUCCCAGGCAGGAAAGGGAAGACCUAUUUUUCUGUGCUGACCACUUGUGCUUCUUGCUGACAACACUUUCAUUAGGGAGUCACUGAACUUCUAAUCCUCAGCCUCUCGCGGGUAAAGUAGGAAUGAUUCCGUGUGACCUGCCUAAUUCAGGAUGUGACUGUGAAGACCAAAGGUGAAUGUGUAUUACCGACAAGACAAAAAAUAAUUUUCAAGUGCCCAUAAUAUCUACCAGCCUCCCACAUUUGAAGGUAUUAAUGACAGUAAAGAAAUUGAAUUACUACAAACUGGCUUUUGUUUUCCAGACCAUGUCCUUUUCAUUGUGACAUGACUCUGAGACCCCACAUGUCAUAGUUUUAUUAGGUUUCAAAUGUGCUAGUGCUUCAUAAAUUAAAAUAGAACGUUUAUCAUGUCGCUAGAACUGUUAAUUUCCCCAGAUCUCUAAGGAGGGAAAACUGCUGCAUGAAUCAGCUUAGUCUAAUUUAGUGAAGGAAGUGUCUUAUAAACUGAAAAACAAUUUUAAAAAAUCCUCAAAGAACUCAAGCUAGACAUUUCAUUUGAUCCUGCAAUCCAGGCAUCUACCCAAAAGGAAAAAAAAAAAAUCCUUUUAUCAUAAGGACAUUUGCACUAGACUGUCUGUUAUAGCUCUAUUUACAAUUGCCAAACUGGGGAAACAGCCUAAAUGCCCACCAACCCAGGAAUGGAUUAACAAGCUGUGGUAUAUGUACACUAUGGAAUACUAUUCAGCCAUUUAAAAAGAUGGAGACUUUACAUCUUUUGAAUUAAUCUGGAUGGAGGUGGAACACAUUCUUCUUAGAAAAGCAUCACAAGAAUGGAGAAAGAAGAAUUCAAUGUACUCAAUUCUGGUAUGAGGACAAUUGAUGACCAAGUGCAUGAUGGGGGGUGGGAGAAGGGGAGAGAGUGGACAGAAGGAAGGAGGGACAGGUGGGGGUCACAGUGUGUGACACACCUCUUGGAGGUGGGACACAAUUAUGAGAGGGACUUUACCUAACAAUUGCAAUCUGUGUAACCUGGUUUUCCGUACCCUCAAUGAAUCCCCAACAAUAAAAACAAACAAAAAAUAACUCUGCCUAGAUCAAUCUACUUCCUCCUGCUUCCCAGAUCCGGGCCCGUUUAGUUCUCUCUCUUUUCCUCAGUUCUCUCCUAUCUUCACCCUGUUUUUACUUUCUCUUCUUACUCUAGAAAGGCCUGGGGUUGAAUUGAAUAGUUGUUAAGCUAAAUCUGGCCAGUGCUGCAAAAUGCCUGCCAAGGUCUUCAUCCAACCGCUUACUCCCUGGGUCGGUCUGCCAGCAUCUGACACAGCACAGCAUCGUCCGAGUCAGAGGAGGGACAAACUUGGACCCAUCCUCCUAGGACUCCCUUCUGGUGGGAAGGAGAAGAAUGUAGUCUGGCAUGGGGGAGAUUUUUUAAAAGCAGUGCCGUGACGGGAUGAAACUUUAACAAUCAGCAUGGAACACUUAAAGCUGAAAAGAAAACAGUUGCUAGAAAAAGGGAAACUUCAACUCGGUUUUUAGUUGGGUUUAAGAGGCAUCUGAAAACUCCUAAAUCGUGGAAAGGGAAGUGCUAUCUAAUGAUGACCGCAACAAGAAGAAAAGCAGGUUAUCUGCUGGCUUGAGAGAUUGGUGAGACCUAACGCCCUCUUGAUAAGGGGGCUCGGUUCAGCUGAGAGUGCUGCUCCUUAGCAGUGCUCCACAGCGACUCAGAAAGGGCCAUAAAAAUCUGGAUUGAGCCUCCACAGUGCCCCCAUGAGGACGCUCUCUCUGCUUAGCAUUUUUCCAUCUUUCACAUAAGGUAUUCCAAGGUCAACUUUACCUCCCAGUGUCACUGUGGUAAUGAGAUGCUGAUGUGAAAAAUCUGCAUAAGCUGUUCAAUCUGGUAACAUUUCAAUCAGCUUUACUCUUAUUGCUGUCUAGAAAGAGAUGGCCAGAGAGAGGCAGAGGAAACUUGUUUCUGCUUUGCACUUAAAGAGUUGAGUCUGGCUUCAUGUAAUUCUCUACUCAGAAUGAUACCUCAAUAUAGGGCAAAGUUUUAAUACAUGAUAAUAUUAUACAUUUCUUUGUGGAUCUGAUGAAUCAUCUUGGCCUAAUUACCUUGCUUUAUUUUAUAAUUCAUGUCAU